Messenger RNA from Chiroxiphia lanceolata (lance-tailed manakin), 8489 nucleotides. It is a transcript of the gene FRMPD3, whose product is annotated as FERM and PDZ domain containing 3. Gene Ontology annotation, molecular function: protein binding. The record is from RefSeq and is a predicted model, not a curated record. Gene Ontology annotation, cellular component: cytoskeleton. The coding region runs from base 80 to 5206 and encodes 1708 amino acids. NCBI's taxonomy places the organism in Eukaryota, Metazoa, Chordata, Aves, Passeriformes, Pipridae. The transcript is spliced from 15 exons.
GCCCGCCCGCCGCGCCGCCCGCCUGAGCCGCGGGGCUUCCUGAGGGAGCGGCGGCGGCGGACCCCAGCGCAGCCAUGUGAUGCCGGAGGAGCGCGGUGGCGAUGAUAUGGAAUGUGGGCAGCUGCCUUCGGACACGCUCCGACAGGUGACGGUCCAGCGCCACCCCCUCUACGGAUUCGGCUUUGUGGCUGGCAGCGAGAGGCCGGUGGUGGUGCGGUCGGUGGCAGCAGGCGGCCCCUCUGAGGAUAAACUCCUGCCAGGAGACCAGAUCUUGGCCAUCAACGAUGAGGAUGUGAGUGAAGCCCCCAGAGAGAGAUUCAUCGAGCUUGUCAGGAAGGCCAAGGACUUCAUCAUCCUCACGGUCCUGCACACCCACCAGUCUCCCAAAUCUGCUUUCAUCAGCGCAGCCAAGAAGGCGAAGCUAAGGUCCAACCCCGCAAAAGUCCGAUUUUCAGAGCAGGUGACAGUCGGCGAGACAGACCCAGACAUGUUGAAGAAAGAAGCUCUCCUCCUCAUUCCCAAUGUGCUGAAGGUUUUCCUGGAGAAUGGGCAGAUCAAAUCCUUCACCUUUGACGGCCGGACCACUGUGAAGGACGUGAUGGUGACGUUGCAGGACCGCCUGUCGCUGAGGCACAUCGAGCACUUUGCCCUGGUCCUGGAGUAUUCCAGCCCGGAGCAGAGCCACCGCUUCCUGCUGCUCCAGGACAAGCAGCCACUGGCCCACGUUGUGCAGAGGACACACUACCAUGGCAUGAGAUGCCUCUUCCGUGUGAGCUUCUUCCCCAAGGACCCAGUGGAGCUGCUGCGCCGGGAUCCUGCAGCAUUCGAGUACCUGUACAUCCAGAGCCGCAACGAUGUGAUCAGAGAGCGCUUCGGCACAGACCCCAAGCCAGAGAUGCUGCUGGGGCUGGCUGCCCUCCACAUCUACAUCACUGUCUCAGCCACCCGCCCCAGCCAGAAGGUCUCCCUCAAGAAUGUGGAGAAGGAGUGGGGCCUGGAGCCCUUCCUGCCCCCCUCGCUCCUGCAGCUCAUCAAAGAGAAGAGCCUCCGGAAAUCCCUCUCGCAGCAGCUCAAAGCCCACCAGCACCAGCCUGGCGGCACCAAGGUCUCCACAGCCCAGGCAAAGCUGCAGUACCUGAGGAUCCUGAACGAGCUGCCGACCUUUGCUGGGGUCCUCUUCAACACAGUGGGGCUGGAUGAGAAGCAGCCAGCCACCACCCUUCUGGUGGGACCCCGGCACGGCAUCAGCCACGUCAUCGACCUGAAGACCAACCUCACCACGGUGCUGUCGGAGUUCAGCAAGGUCAGCAAGAUCCAGCUGUUCAGGGAGAACCAGGGGGUGGCCCGGGUGGAGACAAGCAUCCUGGAUGCCAAGCCGCUGGUGUUGCUGAUGGAGUGGCCUGAAGCCACCAACUUUGCCUGCCUCAUCGCGGGCUACUGUCGUCUUCUGGUGGACUCCAAGAAGAUGAUCCUGUCCAGGGCCCCCAACCAGCCACCCCCGCCUCAGAUUAUCAAGGCAGAUUACAUCAACGCACACAACUUCCACCGGCCUGCCGGGGCAGGGCACGUGGGAAAGAAAGAGAACGGGCUGGUGGGUGGCUCUGCCACUGUCACCGGAGCAGCCGGGGCUUCCGCCACCAGGGCUUCUGACUCGGAGCUCAUCCGCUUUUGCUACCUGCACAUGCGAGAGCAGAGGAAGGAAAGAGAGAGCGGCACGGAUAUCAAUGAAAACCUGAUUUUUUUUGAGGAAACUCGUCCCAGGACCAAAUCUGACCCCACUUCCAAAAGCUCUGGCCAAGGCUACAACGGGGCGGCCAACGAGUACGACCCGGAUGGCCUUGACCAAGACAGGCACGCGAGCAGGGCCAGGGCACACACCAUAGACACCCACCUGCGGAGCGACGCCUCGCACUUCUACUGCGAGUCCUGCCAAGCCAAAAUCAAGAGCCGGCUGGCCUCAUGCAUGGGGGGCAAGCCUGGCACCACCCGGGACAACAUGGUGGACUUGAUGUCGCUUCCCCCUCCCGGGAACGAUGAGGAAGAAGACGAGACAACGUCCCUGCUCCCCGCCAUCGCCGCCCCUCCUCCUGGCUUCCGAGACAACAGCUCCGACGAGGAUGACCCCAAGCGCCGGGCGGCAGCUGCCCAGAGCCAGGAGCAGGGCCGGCACCUCUGUGGCAUCCUCUACGACGAGAUCCCUGUCACGCUGAUAGACAGCGUGCAACCACGGACGGUCCGGGACCACGCCCAAGAGCUGGAUGAUGCCCUGGUGUCCACCCUGCAGGCACUGGAAGCCCUGGCUGCUUCAGAGGAUUGCCCGCAUCCCCCACCACAGCAGACAGCAGGUCUCAUUGUCCUGGCUGCCAUCACUCCCGAGUCCUCCUUGGACUCUGGCCAUGAGACGAACUCCUCAGAGCUCACCGAUGUCUCGGAGAUGGUCUCUGCUAUGAAGCAGCAUCAGAACGCAGCCUACUUCCUCACACAACACAUCAACAAAGAAAACCUCCUGGCCAGGAAGGAUUUGCCUUUCCGAAUCCAGAGCUGUGCUGCCCAGGCUGUUCUCACCUCACCCUACCCCCUGAGCCGCCAGGAGCCAAACCCUUCAGUGAAGCCAGCUUCCUCUCCCCAAAGUCCUGGCCUUACCAGCUGCAACAGCAAACAGGAGCAGCAACAUGCUGAGCAGAGCUACACCUCAGCUCUCCAGCCAGGUCUGACCCCCCAGCUCAAUGAGCAGAACAAGGGCGCUCCAGUGCCAAGCGCUGAAAGCAAAGGUGCAGGCCACACAAAAGCUGCCUUUGAGGUAUCUCUGCAUCCCACAGCAGCCCUGAGCAGGGAGCAGUCACAGGAUCUACAAGAGAAGGUGCCCAAAGAGGUGCAGCCAAGCUCCAAGCUCCUCCUGGAUCAAAAAAGCUGUGUAACUCCAGCCAUCAUUUCAGCUGCUCUGCAGCAAGUGGCAAAUGCAAAAGCCUCAGCUCCCCAAGUGGUGUCAGCCUUAAAAGAGGACCAGAAUGUGAAUGGUACCAGCAGCUGUGCAUUAGCCAGCAGCAAGCCUUUGACACUUAAAGGAGGUCCACAAACUGCAGAGACAUUAUGCAACUGUCAGCAGCAGCAGCAGCAGCAACUCUCUCAGCAGCAGCACUGUGAAGUCUCUCCAAGUCCUAAAGAAGCUCAUGGCAGUCAGGCUGAAGCUUUCCACCUUGCCUCAGCAGGUGAGGAAAUGACGUCCAGUAAGACUUUUGCCUCUAAAAGCUACCAGCAAAAAGUGAGUAAAGAUGUUCCAGGAAAAGCUGCAAGCGGAGAGACAGGGCAGAAGGCAGGUGGGGAAGCCACGAGCCUCGUCUUGCAGAAACACACAGCUCCUUCAAACCCAGGACAGAAAGUGCAACAGGAAAGUUCAGCCAAAAUCUUAAAAGCUGAGAGCAGCAAAGUGCACUCUCCAUCACCUGGUGGCAUUUUCAGGAGCACCAGUGAGGAAGCCAAAGGGCCAAUCCAGCUGAUGCCCAGAUCUGAGAGCCUGCAGAUUAGCACUGUGCCUUCUAAAAAAGUAGAAAAAGUGACCCAACAAGAUGCUGACGUCCCAGCUAAACCCAAAGCCCCAAAAGCUCCCUUCAGGUUCAGGAAGCUGUUCUCUGCAACGUUUCCGACCCGGCUGAAGAAGGAGACGGACGAGCGGCAGGCCCAGCUGCAGAAGGUGAAGCAGUACGAGCUGGAAUUCCUUGAAGAGCUGCUCAAGCCAAAGAGCAAAGGUGACCUCCCACCACAGGAGUAUCUGCACCCACCUGCCCCUGGGCGCUGCAGCUGCCAGCUAAGGAGCAGUCCUGUGCAAAAAGUCCCGGGGAUGUCCAGGGAGCAGAGGCGCAGCUGUGACUGCAAGAGGAUUUGCAGGGGAAUGAGGCCACCCCCGAAUCAGUUGGUGAUACCAGAACUGGAGAGGAGAGGGAGGGAUAAAGUUGCAGAUGACCAGAAGCAAGUAGAAGCCAUUAGGCUGACAAGCAUGAGCAGCCCUUCCAAAGGCAAACGGAUACGAUCCACAAGUUUAGAGUCCAGAGACUACCGGUCAGAUCCAGAGAACGGCGUGUCCUGUCUGGCAACGUGCACUUCCCCAGGGGAGUGCAUGGGAGCACCGCACUACAGAAAGCUCUUGCGUCGCUACAGUGUCAGUGAAAUAGAUAAGACUGAUAGGACGUCCUUGUCCUCUGACAUCUACCAGAACAUCUAUACGACCAAGCAGAAAGGCCCCCAGAAAGAGCCUGAGCCCAGCAUCAUCUGUCCUGUUCUGAAGAGCAAAAUCCUGGAAGCCUCUGGAGUGGCCGACCCCUCCUAUGUGCAGAUAGCACAGGAUAAAAAGAACCAGAAGGCUUCAGGAGUGUUCUCUGUCCAGGAGGAGAUGUACCCAAGUCCUGCUGAGCUGCGGGAUGAAGACACGGAGGAUGAGAAGUGCUGCUCCAUCCGGUACUGCUUCUACUACAGGAAAUGUGAUGUUGCAGAUGAUGGGAGUGAAAAGGAUGAGCUGUCCUAUUCCAUCCCCAUGCAGAUACUCCCGGGAAUGAAGCUGGACAAUCAGAUGGUCCCAGUCAUGAGCAGGACUCUCCAAGUCCUAGAUGCAACAGCCUGCAGCAAUCCCAAUGACAGUCAGACCCAGGAAAUAGAUUUAAGGACCUCCAGUUUCGAGGGGAGCUUGGCAAAGAUCAACACCCUUCGAGGCCACGCCUACAGCUUUCCCAACGGGUUUCUGCAAGUGCAGCUGGACACCAAUGAGCUCCUGACUAUCCUGAGGCAGUGUGUGCUGAGCCCUGAUGUCCGGGACUGCAAACCCUACAUCUCCCAGCUGGCUGAGUACAAGCAGGAGCUCGCCCUCAAGUUCAAGGAGUUUCGGGCGUCCUGCCGCCGCGUCGCAGCCGUGGACAAGAGCCCUUCUCACAUGCUCUCUGCCAUCACGAGCAGCUUCCAGGUGCUAAGCAGCCUCAUCGAGACCUUUGUGAGGCUGGUGUACGUCGUGCGCUCGGAGUCCCAGCGCCAAGAGCUGCUGACGAAGGUGGAGGAAGUGGUGAGAAACUACACCUUCCUCCUGAAGGCUGCGGAGGAGUCCACGGCCAGGAUGCUGAGCCACCAGCAGGCCGUGGAGCAGCUCGCCCGCCAGUCAGCCACGGUUGCCACUGUCAUGAGCACGCUGACACGCUCCCUAAAGACGCUGAUCAAUAAGUAAGCCAGCUGUGAAGACCAACAAGCCAGUGUGUGCCAGGCCAUGUGCUGACAGUUCUCCAGUCUCACGGGUCUGGUGAGGAUGCGUGUUUGCAGCCCCACAUCCACCGGAGUUCGCAGUAGCCAAGACACUCUUUGAUCUCUGCAGGAUGGAUGGUGGUGUUGGUGGUGGUUUUGAAGGGUGAAUUCGUGCCCUGUCACAAGCUGUGCAAACCAGCUCACUGGGGGCUCAAGCAGCUUCUUUGCUUGUUCUCCCGUGCCGGCGUUGUCAGUGAUGGUACCUGGGAGGCACAGCUGCCCCAUCUCCACACUAAUUUGGUUCCGUGGGGUUCUGGGCCUCACUGGUGCAAGGACCUUUGUCACAGUUUGUGGUGGGCCAGUGAGUUCCCAGGAGCUGAGCUGAAAUCUCCUGGCUUCACUUGGGUAGUGUGGAGCCAAACCAGUGUCUUGCCACGUAAACAGCUCUUCUGCCUCCAGGAUCUUCCUGACCCACAAAUACGACGUCAUUAGCAGCAGAAGGGAUCUACAGGGAUACAGCAGGGGUGAAAGUCCCUGCUGCUAUGCUAGGGCUUGGGAAGUAGUCCCAGCACGGGCAGGAUGCCAUGAUCCUGGGACAGAGCUAGGUCACCCUACUAGGCUCUACUGUCACAGCUUAGGCACCAGUGCUCUAGUCCUGAGCACAGGUACUGCCUGUGCAAAAGGCAUGGGCUUAAUGCCUGCAAGUAGGGAGGAUCCAGGGAACUACAGGCCUGUCAGUCUGACCUCGGUGCUGAGAAGGUCAUGCAGCAGAUAGUCCUGAGUGCCAUCACAUGGCAUGUACAGGACAACAUGGGGAUCAGGCCCAGCCAGCGUGGGUUUGUGAAAGGCAAGUGCUGCUUGACCAGCCUGGUCUCCUUUUAUGACAGGGAAGCUCAGUCAGUGGGUGAAGGAGAGGCUGUGGGUGUUGUGUACCUAGACUUUAGUAAAGCCUUUGACACUGUGUCCCACAGGAUUCUCCUGGAGAAACUGGCUGGAUGGCCGGGCCCAGGGGGUGGUGGGGAAUGGAGUUAAAUCCAGCUGGGACCAGUCAUUGGUGCUGUCCCAGGGUUCAGUGCUGGGGCCAGUCCUGUUUAACACCUUUAUCAAUGAUCUGGACGAGGGGAUUGAGGGCACCCUCAGUCAGUUUGCAGAUGACACCAGGUUGGGCAGGACUGUCGAUCUGCUGGAGGGCAGGAAGGUUCUGCAGAGGGGUCUGGACAGGCUGGAUCCAUGGGCUGAGGCCAGCUGGAUGAGGUUCAACCAGACCAAGAGUCAGGUCCUGCCCUUGGGUCACAACAACCCCCUGCAGCUCCAGGCUGGGGCAGAGUGGCUGGAAAGUGCCCUGGGGAAAGGAGCUGGGGGUGCUGGUCCACAGCACCUGAACAUGAGCCAGGGUGUGCCCAGGGGGGCAAGGAGGCCAAGGACACCUGGCCUGUGCCAGCAACAGUGUGGCAGCAGGACCAGGGCAGUGACUGUCCCCUGUGCUGGGCACUGGGGAGGCCCCUCGAAUCCUGGGGUCAGUUUUGGGCCCCUCACAGCAAGAAGGACAUUGAGGGGCUGGAGUGUGUCCAGAGAAGGAAACAGAGCUGGGGAAGGGACUGGAGCACAAGUGUGAUGAGGAGCAGCUGAGAGAGUUGGGAGUCCUUAGCCUGGAGAAAAGGAGGCUCAAGGGGGACCUUCUCACACUCUACAACUCCAUGGUUGUAGUCAGGUGGGGGUCGGGCUCUGCUCCCAGCAGCAAGUGACAGGACAAGAGGAAACGACCUCAAGUUGUGCCAGGGGAGGUUUAGAUUGGAUACUAGGAAAAAUUUCUUCACUGAAAGGGUGGUCAGGGUUUGGGACAGGCUGCCCAGGGAAGUAGUGGAAUCACCAUCUGUGGAGGUAUUUAAAAGAUGUGUAGUUGUGGCCCUUGGGUACAUGGUUUAGUGGUGGGCUUGGCAGUGCUGGGGGAACAGUUGGACUCAAUGAUCUUAGAGAUCUUUUCCAACCUAAACAAUUCUAUGUUCCCUUUCCUCUUCUGGAUGGCUGUAUCCAUGCUAGAGACCCUGCAAGGAAUCCAGACUGAUCUUUGACCAUUGCAAGCCAGAAGCUGGGCUAGCAGCUGAGAGGAAACCUCUUUCACACCAUUCCCUAGAGGUCAGGUUCUUGCCUCCAAGGCUCUGCCCGAACCCUCUCCUAUUUCCUUUCACCGUGACCAUUAGAGAGGAACCCUAGAUCAGCUUUGUCUGGGAGCCAGACAGGGGCUGUCCUCCUUGCCAGGGUGUUGGGGUUCUUUUCCUGUCUUCACCAGGCUGACUGCCAUAAGAAGCAUUAUUUAGUACUGUGUGAUGGUUAUUUGUUUGAAAUUGGGGUUUUUCGAUUGGGUUUGGUUUUGGGGUUUUUUUUUCCACUUGCAGGUGAAUGGUAAAAUGAUUCCUAAUUGCAUUCCUUCCCACCCCAAGGUUCCCCUCCUCCUCCUCCUCCCAGUCUAGCUACUAGAUAUAAUCAAUCAGACAGCCUUAAUUGGUGUUCCGCUGCAGUCACCUCCAAAACAGAGCAAGGAGAAAAAUGCAAGGUUACACAUUGCAUUGCCCUUACCCUGCCACCCACUGCACUUCCCGCCUGCACGGGGAGCGCGGGUCCCGCGUCUCCCCAUCCCACCCCCUCCGGCUGGAAAGGGAGGUCACGGCAUUGAUCAAACCCAGCCCGCUUGCCCCAGUGCUUGGGGAACGAUCAGGGAUCCCCGUAGGAUCAGUCGCUUCCCACCUCUGUCGUUUUUUACAAAUAUGCACAUUCGGAACGUCUCGUUCUUCCGCAGGAGCUGUGGGAAUGCACAAUGUGCUUUUAACACGCGCGUCCUCGGCCCAGUGCAAUAACCUCCCCUGGCCCGUGGCUGUCCUGGCCUUGGGCUGUCAGCAAGGCAGAGAGGAUCCUGCUGUGGGACAGCCUCCUGAUUUCAAGAACCAUGUAGCAAAUAUCCAGUGGAAGAGCCAACUGGGACGUCAGCCCGUGGUGUGCCAGGCCUGUUACAGUGCUGAAGGCUGACAGGGAGACGUGUUUUCCUUUUCCCUGGGAAUAACCUAUCAUGAAACUCUGAGUUUCUUCAAGCUCCCCGUUAUGCCUAUAUCAUUCCUCCAUAAAUCUCUCAGUCUAAUACAGAGGAAAAUUUUUUUAUCGUCUGUAUAUAUUAUAUAUAAAUUAAAAAAAAUAUAUAAAUUAUAUCUAUACACAAAAUUUAUGUCUUGUUUUACAAACAAGAAAGAUUAAAUAUAUUAAUCUUAAUAUCCAAA